AUGCAGCCAUCCCCGCCUGAGUCAUUUCACAAUGGGACAUUUGAUAACCAGUUGUAUAUGAUGCCGCAACAACAUUCGAUGCAGCCACGUCACAUGCAAAGUAUUGGAAGUCAGCACCAGGAAGAGCGCUACUCGCAACAUCUACAAACAUUAUCAGAUACUCUGACUUCUGGAAACGUAAGCGAUUCUAGCAAUGCGGAAUCGCCUACUAUUCCAGGAGUCAGAGAGGUAAGCGGAGACAUGUUUCUGGAAGAUCCAGUUAUGCUCCGCCGUACAUGUAUACCAGUCGAAAGAACCAAGGACAAAGCCGAUAGGCUUUCCUACGAGUGUCUACAGCAAGUGCGCGGGAACCUUGAAGCGACUCUGCAUCCAACAAUAAACCAUUGGCUUACAGUUUUCGACAAAAUCGAAACUAUGACUUGGGGAGGUAAUGCCGAGAAGAGGAAUGCCGUGAUGGCGCAUUAUAUGAAGAAAAAUGGUUAUGAAAGCAGACAACACGCUUACAAUAGAGCUGUCAAUAGAACAGUGCGGGAAGUUACGAUGACAAAUGUCCCUGAGGUGCUGCGCAGCCUGCCGGAUGGAAGCACGUUCCUGCAAGUGCAAGAACCAGGUCUGCAUAUCUAUAUGUCGCAGACUAUUAUCAGGCGUGCUGUUUCGCACGAUCUUUUCGCGCUCGUUGGAGAGCAUCCACAAGAUUAA
Messenger RNA from Cylicocyclus nassatus, 699 nucleotides. The record is from the annotation of a GenBank genome assembly. Lineage: Eukaryota; Metazoa; Nematoda; Chromadorea; Rhabditida; Strongylidae.